Molecule: messenger RNA, 1646 nt
Organism: Racocetra persica
Lineage: Eukaryota; Fungi; Glomeromycota; Glomeromycetes; Diversisporales; Gigasporaceae
Source: the annotation of a GenBank genome assembly
AAACCGAAGAAUAUGACACGUUACUUAGACGAAUUCUGGAGCCGGAAGACGAAAGUAUUGGAAGGAAUUUUUCAAUAACAACAAAUGGGUCUUCAGUAGGAUCAUUACCACCAGAACUUGAAGCUGCUAUGGAAGACGAGACUCAAGCUGAACAAUACUUGAAUAACCUGAAAAUUAAAGUUGAAACUUGGCAAACGACUGGUUUAACGGGUGCAAUUAAAAGAGCUUUCGACAUUUUAAAUGAAAAUGGAAUGACAGAUGGAACAGACGAGGAUACUGAUGGAAGUAAUGAUGAACCAUCUACACCUAUAACGGAAGUCCAAGAUCUCCAUUCUCAGCCAAAAAUAGCGGAGGGUUCAAUUUCACGUCUUGUGAAUGGGGUCUCCUCAUUGGUUGAUAUUGAAAAAUGCUUCGAAGGACUUCAAAUACCGGAAUUGGAUCUCACAACCACUCCAGAGAGUAAAAUACAAUCUACUCUUAAUGAAUUAUACAAACUACAAGAAGACCUUCAAAUUCAUUUACAAGGUGGACCGUUAGCCGAUCCAUCAACUUUAGGUACGCAAAGACGAAAAAAAGUAUCCGAUCUGCUUGAAAGGGUCAUGAAAGAGGCUGCAUUAUAUGAGGAAUUCGUGAAUAGAGCAUCACAUCUUAGUUUAGAGAGAAUUCUAAAUGAAUCAGAUGCAUCCAGUGAAGAGGAAUUUCAAGAUUCUGAAACUUUGGAUACAGAAUCUGGAAUUCAUUGUUUUGAGGAUUCCUUUUCAGAUAUUUCUCGUAGAUCUACAACAACCACAUCAACUGCCCCCCUUUCACCGCGUUCACUAAAGCCAAUUGAUCCACAUCUUUCUCGUCUUCGCACCAUGUCAAACGCAUCGGCCCCUUCAAUACGGUCUCGUGCAUCAUCCCGUCGUUCACGUUCAUCAUCUCCGUCUGUAUUAGACCUUGAAGACAUGGGAUUGUUUUCGCCACCGGAACCUCGAGAAGCAUUUCGGUGGUGUCCUUUGCAAAAAAUUUCUGAUCAUUUAUACUCACAGGACGUUAGGCAUAAUGCAGGUUUAGCAACUGUGCUUGCUGUGAGUAGUAUAGUCGCUGUUGGUACUACACGUGGAUUGGUCAUGGUAUAUGAUAUUUAUCCACAAAAUUUAAAAUGUAUUUUGGGCAGCACUGCAAAUGCUCUUGAACAUGGUGCAGUUACGUCACUUGCAAUUUCUUCAGAUCAUACACAGAUUAUUAGUGGUCACGCGGAAGGUUACAUUUUAAUAUGGGACAUUCAAAGGCAUACAAGUCCAUCUCGGACCAUUGUACCUAUAUCCCCUGCUGUUGCAGCAGGCGGUGGAAAAGAAGGUCAUAUUCGUGGCUCUACAAUUUUACAUGUUGGGUUUGUUGGUGUUCGAAAAAAUGGUAUCGUUUCUGGGGAUAAUCAUGGAAUGGCAUUCUAUCAUAACUUAUACAAAGUAAUGAUGGUCAAUGCAACUGAAACAACACGUAUCCUUGGUCGAUAUCCUGUUUCCAUACCAACUCAUGAAACACCUGUUGCGUCAAAACCAAAUAGACCCAGUACAGUAUUCGGAUUGGCUCCACUACCUUUAGGUCAGUCGGUGCAUGGUUCCGAAAGCUUUGGCCUUGUCGCUAUGUUAACACCAUAUAAG